AUGCAGACCCCAGGUGCGGUCGACGACUUGAUCAGUCUCUACAAACAGCCAGGCCGUGAGGCACUGAAGCCAGAUGCGCUCGACUGGCCAGAAGGAGAGUGUAUCAUGGAUGACUACUCUCUUGGAGACAAGAUUCGAAUGGCACAUGCCAUCGAACGUCUAAUUCAGCUAUCCAAACUUACACCCACCACGUGGUUGACCUCUACAACCUCGAAUAUGGCUGACUGGGUCCCACAUUUGCUGGCUCUACAUCAUCCCGCUUCCUGGUGUUUGGAGCCGGAUAUGUUCUUGCUUCCUCAUGGCCAACUAAGCCAAUCGAACACAACUUCAACGUCAUCUCUGCUAGUGAAUCGUUGGCUUUCACGAACCAAUGAUCAAGCACGUGACAGAGUCGCUUUUGCGAAGCUUCAGAUGGUUCAUUUCACCAACAUUAGCUUCAUUCUGAAUUACACCACACUCCAGCGGCUUGGCUCCACCAAGAAGAAAGAGGACAUCCUUGUGAAGUUUGUGCGCCAUUUCGUUGCCGAUUCGUCAAACGACGAUGACAGUCGAUUGUCAACAGUCGUUGGUACGCAUGAUAUGGCAGUUGUUGUCAUAAAGCGGCUGAGCGAACGGAUUCCAGGCUACGGGACCUUCAACAGGAGUUUCGAUCUCACACAAGCUUCUGCUGCGCUGAGUCUAUUGCUGGUAGCUGUUGCUUUUGAGUACGGUAAUCAACUCAUUCCAACUCCAGCCCACAUCCCAUUCACGAGGUUUAUGGACAUACCGAGUGUAUACCAUAGAUCAGCGGAGCUCUUUAGUACUUGUCACUACAGGUGCAUGACAACGCCUGAAUUCUUGUCUGGUCAGUGGCACGGUUUUUACACUGAUCAUCGAUUGUUUGUAAACCGCGCAAUCUACGUCGAUCGGCCAAUGCAGGACAUUCGUAUGGUGACAGAGGAACCGACUGAGGAAGCACGAACACGCCUAAGGAUCAAUACUGUCAUCGCGCGGGAGACAAGAGGCUACGAUUCUCACGGAGACUUUCGGCUAUCAGGUCGGGUGCGUGAAGAUGGCCUAGUCAGUGUUGCUAAGCAGUAUCUUGGACAUGGGUUCUCCUGGACUUGGACAGGAAGAAUCACACCGUUCGGAAUUGUCGGAGUUUGGGGAAACAAUUCAUUCGGAGGGUACUUUUGGAUCUUCAAGGCCGAGUGGAUGGCCAGCCAUGUCAUAAGUAGGGAGUAGUACGCACGAAGGUAUCUCCAGUAAAGCGCGAGAAGGAUGACCGAGAAGCACACAAUUCCAGUCACAAGAUGAAAACGCAACUGGUUUCAUGCGCGAUAUAUGACAAAGCCUGAGGUGGCGUGACAUUAAGGUUCGGUCUGUCUCAAAAAUAUCCUGAGCGACUACCGGUACUGCACUGAUGGUGAAUUGGAUGUUGAGCAUGACAAAUGGAUCCUUAGUCGAUCAUAGGCAUCGAAAACCCAGACUGCCCAUAUCUUGGCCUAGGCCCAUCACCUACACAAUUGUUGAGCCUGUCAGAAGUUUGAACAGGUGGUGCGGUUUCCUCGGAA
Boeremia exigua is the source of this 1553-nucleotide messenger RNA. RefSeq lists its product as uncharacterized. Bases 1 to 1224 code for a protein of 407 amino acids. The record is from RefSeq and is a predicted model, not a curated record. NCBI's taxonomy places the organism in Eukaryota, Fungi, Ascomycota, Dothideomycetes, Pleosporales, Didymellaceae. The transcript has 2 exons.